This is a messenger RNA of Ustilago hordei, 1359 nucleotides long. RefSeq names its product putative serine-tRNA ligase, cytosolic. The transcript has a single exon. Gene Ontology annotation, biological process: seryl-tRNA aminoacylation. Gene Ontology annotation, molecular function: tRNA binding; ATP binding; serine-tRNA ligase activity. The record is from RefSeq and is a predicted model, not a curated record. Bases 1 to 1359 code for a protein of 452 amino acids. NCBI's taxonomy places the organism in Eukaryota, Fungi, Basidiomycota, Ustilaginomycetes, Ustilaginales, Ustilaginaceae. Gene Ontology annotation, cellular component: cytosol.
AUGAUCGACCUCCUCCUCCUCCAGCCCGACAAGGGCGGCAACCCUCAACUUGUCAAGGAUUCGCAAAAGAAGCGAAACGCUUCUGAAGAGCUCGUCGACCAAGUCCUCAACCUCUACAAGAACUGGGUUUCCCUCCAAAAGGACCUCGACAUUGCCCGUCGCGAUGUCAACGCUGUCCAGGCCGAGAUCACCAAGCUCCGUAAAGCCAAGGAGAACGCAGAUGAACAGAUGACAAAGAAGAAGGAGCUCGACGCCAAAGUCAACGAGCUCAAGCCCACCGUCGUCCAAGCCGAACAGGAGAUGAAGACCAAAGCCAUGCAGAUUGGCAACAUUGUCGGUGACAAGGUUCCCAUCUCCAACACUGAAGAUGACAACGCCGAGAUCCGCAAAUGGCACCCUGAUGGUCCCAAUGCACAGGUCGAGAAGAAGGAGGGUAUUCUCAGCCACCACGAAGUCAUGUACCGUCUCGAAUUGUUCGACACGGAGCGUGGUACUAAGAUCUCGGGUCACCGUGGAUUCUUCCUUACCGGAGACGGUGUUGAUCUCAACCAGGCCUUGAUCAACUACGGUCUCGACUUCCUCCGUAAGAAGAACUACAAAAAGAUCAUGACCCCCUUCAUGAUGCGUAAGGAGGUGAUGGCCAAGACUGCCCAACUGGACCAGUUCGACGAAGAGCUCUACAAAGUCACUGGUGACGAAGACGACAAGUACCUCAUCGCCACCUCCGAACAGCCCAUCUCCGCCCUGCACUCCGAUGAAGUCUUCACCGAGCCUGCCAAGCAACUUCCCAUCCGUUACGCCGGUUACUCCACCUGCUUCCGCAAAGAAGCUGGCUCGCACGGCAAAGACACCUGGGGAAUCUUCCGUGUCCACCAAUUCGAAAAGAUCGAACAAUUCUGCAUUACCGACCCCGCCUCUUCCUGGGACAUGCUCGAACAGAUGCUUACCAACUCGGAAGAGUUUUACCAAUCCCUCCAACUUCCUUACCACGUCGUUGCCAUUGUCAGUGGUGCGUUGAACAAUGCCGCUGCGAUGAAGUAUGAUUUGGAAGCAUGGUUCCCGUUCCAAGGAGAGUACAAGGAGUUGGUUUCGUGCUCUAACUGCACAGACUACCAGUCGAGACGUUUGGAUGUGAGGUGCGGAUUUAAGAAGCCCGGUGAUACCAAGCAGACGUUUGUUCAUAUGUUGAACGGUACACUUUGUGCGACCGAGCGGGCGUUGUGCUGUGUGGUAGAGAACUGGCAGACACCGGAAGGGUUGAAGAUCCCCCCUCCUUUGCAGCCGUACAUGGGCGGAAGGGAUUUCUUGCCUUGGGUACGGGAAUUGCCUAAGAACACUACUAGCCAGAAGAAGAAGUAA